Molecule: messenger RNA, 1182 nt
Organism: Penicillium odoratum
Lineage: Eukaryota; Fungi; Ascomycota; Eurotiomycetes; Eurotiales; Aspergillaceae
Exons: 1
Coding region: 1-1182 (393 amino acids)
Source: RefSeq, a predicted model, not a curated record
AUGGACCAAAUCAUCCUCAGUUUCAAUGAGUUGAACCUCAAUGAGACCCAAAUCGGUCUUCAAAAUGAGAAAGCUCCAUACCAAGAACAAAUUGCUCCAGCUGACACCAUUGCGAUGCACCCAAUCGGCCUUGUCGACAAUACAAAUCUAUCAUCCCCUUCAUCGAGUUCUCCACCAAAGCCCUCAUCCACCUCAAGCACCUCACACACUGAAGGGUCACCUUCACCAUCCUCCCAUAAGCUGACCACACUGCUGAAUACCCUUCUCACAGAAUCCGAGUACCUAACACACCUCAACCUCUGUCGCGUCCGCCAAAUCGCUCGAUCAACAGAAAAAGCAGCAGCACUGGUAGGAAAGUUCCUAUACAGCAACAAAUGCUUCCAACACGAACUAGAGGCUGCCUUCCUAGGCCCUUACCGCGAUGCCCAGCGCGGACGAACAGCCCCGUUAAACAUGCUUGUUCCAAUCCACGGAUGGCCGGGUGAUGAACCAGAUGUGAUUACCGGCGCAAUCCUGGACAAUUGUCCUGAAUGCUUCGAAUGGAUUUGCAGACGACUUCCGACUAUGGACUGCUAUGGAUGCAAUCUGUUUGGGUGGAGCUAUGUUGCCAUUGCUGUUUAUGCUCGUUCGGUUGACAUACUCGAGUAUCUAUUUGCGUGGAAUGAGCCUGUUGGAUCGAUGGAAAGGAUGAUGUGUAUCCGGGCAAAUGCGUUUCAGAUGAGUGCUACUCCGACGCCUUUGUCUUUUGCGGCGUGGAGAGGAGAUGUGUGGUUCUUGGAAUUCUUACUUGAUUUUUGGAGGCCUCAUGAGAGUGGCAGGUUGGAGAGCAAGACCCUGAAUGGUCUGUCUUCGGUGGAUAAGUAUUAUUUUUGCACAUUCGCUACUAAAGAUGUAGCUGUUCAACUUGCUCGGGUUGGAUUGCCUAUCCAUAAUACUGUUCUUCCCGAUCUAGAUCGACCCCUUGUCUCUCUUACCAGAUCUGCGACGUCGUGGCAUGCGGCUGUGUUUAACGGGCCUAUCUUUUUGAAUUCUCUGGAGAGGAAUUCGAAUGUUUCCAAAUUUGCCUUGGAUGCUAACGGUGAAUCUCCUCUUCAUUUUGCAAUGCGAGCUAGACGAGUUGACUCUAUAGCCUGGCUGACGAAACAUGGUGGUUCACCUUGGACAUCUUCACCAUCAGAAUGA